This is a messenger RNA of Closterium sp. Naga37s-1, 743 nucleotides long. Lineage: Eukaryota; Viridiplantae; Streptophyta; Zygnematophyceae; Desmidiales; Closteriaceae. The record is from the annotation of a GenBank genome assembly.
CAAAGCAUGUGGCGACACGAGGUCGCCAUGCCAAGACACGCUCAUAUCGUACUGCUGCUGGCGCUGCUGUGCAUUUGUAGGGAGGCGUCUGCGCAGUUAAUCCAGCCUUCUCAGGAAGGAGUGCUGAUGGAAAUAGUAGACGAGUGGGGCAUGUUUGGUAGUGCUGUCUCGUGGCUCUACAACAACGACUGUCAAGCGAUGAGGGGCAUCGCCUGCACCUCCAACGGCUUUGUCACAUCUGUAAAGGUGGUUGACCAGGCUAUUACAAAGCCUAUCCCCAACGCCAUUAGUGGCCUCUCCUAUCUUCGAUCACUCACUCUCGUUAACUGCCAGGUGUCUGGCUCGCUGCCAUCCGCCCUCUUCACUCUGCGGCAACUCACCAGGCUGGAUCUGAACUACAACAGCAUCUCUGGCUCUAUUCCUGCUGACAUCAGCAAGCUCAGCAACCUGGAAUACCUCUCAAUACAGGUGAACUUGAUAGAAGGAACACUGCCAAGAGAGUUGUCACAUCUGAAGAAGGUUCAAUUUCUAGGACUAAGUAGCAACACGCUUUCUGGGCCUCUACUAGACUUCUUUUCCGCACUACCCAACAUUUCCUCCUUGCGAGCACCAAGUACUAUGGCAUCCGCGGCAUCGGGCGCACGGGGUUCUACGGGUGGUUUGGGCUCAUGCUGGCAGUGCAGCAGCAGCCUGUCAUUGUGCACAUCGAGGCGUCCGCACCCUCCUUCCAAGACUACGGUGGG